AUGGAUGCCCACAUGCAAUCCAUCACCACGCCUCACAUGGCCCAUGCAAUGACCCCAGGCGCCUCCAUGGCGUCCACCAUGCCCAACGCACACUGGGCCAUGGUCGAUCCGAGCUUCAACGUCUCCUCCAACCCGUUCAUGGCUCCCAAUUCCAGCUACGUCAAGCGCGAGGGAGAACUUGAUUACGACAGCCAGAGUGAAAGCGAGGCACAGUCAUGGCACGAUCCAGCUUCCUCCGCAGCUGGUUCUGCCUUUGGCUCUCCUCGAUCGCAGCACAGCGUGGCAGAACAUCCCGAGUCUGCGCCUCCGAAUCUCGCAAACUUUACCAUCUCCGGCCAGCCUUCGUACGCUUCCAUGGCUCCGCCUGUUCGAACUGAAUCGCCACAUUCGUUCCACGACCUCAAUCUCGAGUCGGACGCUGCUCCAGGUCCACAGAGGAUAACAGCUCGCAAGUCGAGUGGAUUCUCUCGUACCAACACGGGUCCUAUCGUAACCAACAUGAACCGCUCCGGACUCGCUUUCGCCAACGAGGAGGGAGAGGAAACGCCUGUCGUGCGACUCAACCAGAACCUAGGCCAUGCCGACUCGGAUCCAUCUAGAAUGCAAGGCAUGGUCAACGACAGCUUCCUUGCGCCACCGCAUAGCCGUCACAGGACCGCCAGUCUUCCCGAAGCACUCGAUGAGACGCUUGCUCAAGAUCCAACCAUGCAAACCUCGUGGACCGCACGCUCUUCCAUGGGUGCCCCAUCUUCACGCCAGCUUCCGCAUUCCUCGAUGGCAGCAGCCAACGCCAUGAUGCCUCCGCCGCGACCUCCUACCCUCAUCACUUCGAACCUCAACAACCGCAAUCACUGGCCCAACCCUUCGCCCAUCCGAUCUGGCGUCUUUCAGCAUGGUAUCGAUCUUUCAGGGUGGCUCGCUGAACCUGUCGUGCCAUCGCCAUUGUAUCGUAUGGGACCUAGCUUGCACUCGGCCAUCAGUGGAAACUUUUCAGCUAUCUUGCAUUCGCCCGUUGUCGAUACACCCAUCUCGGCCAAAUUUGCAGCCUCGCUUGCACAGACCAUGGGUCUCUCCAUCAACCCAGGCUUCCUUCCGGCCUUCCAAGAGCUUCACCCACCUGCAAGUGGCGCACACGCGACAAGUCACCCACUAAGGCGCUCCUUGUCCGACGCCUCCACGCCACCCCAGUCGCGAUACGACUGCAAUGGACAGCUCGUCUUGCCUGCACCUCAGUUGCCAAGCGCAAAGCAAUGGUGGGUCCAGCCGGAUCAGAAUGGCGAAGUCGCGGCCUCGAUCGCGCAGGCCAGUGCUGCUCACUUUGUCUCGUACCCAGCUCUAAUGGUACUCACGGAUCCGACGGCACCCAUUCCUCCCUUUAUACACCGCAAGUGGCUCCAGGAGAACCGUGCUCGGGUGCCAGAAUCUCUGGCCAAUGCUCGUUCUCUCCUUGCCGGAUACUACGUCCGUUUGCCCGCCAGUCAAAGCUUGAUAUGGAAGCUCAUCUCGGAGCAGAUCACGUCCAUCUUGUCCUCGGAAGCAGAGCUCAAGAAAACCGACGCGGAUCCUGUGACGGUGUUCGGCGCCGUAGCGUCGUUGUGGAUGUAUCUCGUUCUGAUCGUUUUCACCGACGAGCCUGCGAUCACGGAUCAUGUCGACGCUGCUCUCCUCAACCAGACGCUCUUGGUGCUUUCAGAGUUGUCCCAGUCGCUACUCGCUCACACUGUCGAAGCGUGCAGGGCGGCUUCGGACACAGCGACUCCGAGCCUUGCCACGUUUGGAUGGAUCGAGACCAUGGUCCGUACUCUGUUCGCGUCUUACUCGCUUCUUGUUCUGCAGCGAUUCCGAGAAAACGGCGGCGAUGCACGCGAGCGUCUGGCAGGGUGUUCGCUCAUUCUUGACAUCCCUCUGCCUGCUGGUGCAGGCGAAUUUGAAGCCGACAACGAAGCCGACUGGCUCCAAGCUCACCACGCUAAUCAGAAUGUCCUCAACGAGGCGGGUGCACCUUUUGUCCGUCCCACUCUCCGCCAACUCGUGCAGUUCCGCAAGGACACGUUUGCUGCCGACACAAACAAGGAACAGUCCGAGGCCAAACUGCGCGACCUGCCCUGGGCAGCCACGUUGUUCGACAACCAGGACGAGUUCACCAAUGUUGUCCUUUCCGUUGCCUUUGCUCUUGAUGAUACCCGUAUUUGA
This is a messenger RNA of Sporisorium graminicola, 2193 nucleotides long. RefSeq lists its product as uncharacterized. The coding region runs from base 1 to 2193 and encodes 730 amino acids. NCBI's taxonomy places the organism in Eukaryota, Fungi, Basidiomycota, Ustilaginomycetes, Ustilaginales, Ustilaginaceae. The transcript has a single exon. The record is from RefSeq and is a predicted model, not a curated record.